This is a messenger RNA of Pyricularia oryzae 70-15, 240 nucleotides long. RefSeq lists its product as uncharacterized. The coding region runs from base 1 to 240 and encodes 79 amino acids. The transcript is spliced from 2 exons. Lineage: Eukaryota; Fungi; Ascomycota; Sordariomycetes; Magnaporthales; Pyriculariaceae. The record is from RefSeq and is a predicted model, not a curated record.
AUGGUGGAGAAGUGGUACUCUAUCAUCACCACUUGCUCUGCUUUUUCUCCCCUCUCUCGACCAGUGCCAGACAAGCGACAAAUACGCCUGUGGUCAUCCUUGUACUUUUUGGUCACCUGCCCAGCACCGAUGCCUUUUUCCCCAUACGCCCGCCACGAUUCCUGCCGACAUAGAUGGUGGCAUCAAAAUGGGGAACGCGUUACGGAGUGGCGUGCCUGGGCGACUGCCAACCGUGACUAG